Messenger RNA from Plutella xylostella (diamondback moth), 2754 nucleotides. It is a transcript of the gene Rab6, whose product is annotated as RAS oncogene family member Rab6. The record is from RefSeq and is a predicted model, not a curated record. Gene Ontology annotation, molecular function: GTPase activity; GTP binding. NCBI's taxonomy places the organism in Eukaryota, Metazoa, Arthropoda, Insecta, Lepidoptera, Plutellidae.
GCGCGUCGCUCAGUCAGUCCGUCGGGAAACGUGGCGGCGCUGCGUUCGUGCGGCGAGGAGUGGCUCAAGUUGUCAUCGUUCAUGUAGUUUUCUGUGAUAAGAAUUUACUGUGAAAUUAUAGUUUAGCAAACUAAUUUAUACAUUCACGAUGUCUGCGUCUGGAGAAUUUGCGAAUCCCUUACGCAAGUUCAAGCUGGUGUUCCUCGGAGAGCAAAGCGUGGGGAAGACGUCACUGAUCACUAGGUUCAUGUACGACAGCUUCGACAACACCUACCAGGCGACCAUCGGGAUAGACUUCCUGUCCAAGACCAUGUACCUGGAGGACCGCACGGUGCGGCUGCAGCUGUGGGACACUGCGGGUCAGGAGCGCUUCCGCUCACUCAUCCCGUCUUAUAUACGGGACUCCACAGUGGCCGUUGUGGUCUAUGAUAUCACAAACGCGAACUCGUUCCACCAGACCUCCAAGUGGAUCGACGACGUGCGCACGGAGCGAGGCUCUGACGUCAUCAUCAUGUUGGUGGGCAACAAGACGGACCUGUCGGACAAGCGGCAGGUCUCCACUGAAGACGGGGACCGGAAGGCCAAGGAGCUCAACGUCAUGUUCAUUGAGACUAGUGCGAAGGCCGGAUACAAUGUUAAACAGUUGUUCCGAAGGGUAGCGGCGGCGCUUCCCGGCAUGGACUCGGCGGAGAGCAAGCCUCCUGAAGACAUGCAAGAGGUGAUCCUGAGACAAGCCCCUGGAGAGAACAAGGAACCCGACGGAGGCUGCGCGUGCUAGAGCGAGACAGAGCGAUGGACGGUGCCCGCGGUAGAAAGAGACAGAAAGAAGGAGAGAUGGCGAUGGAAAAUGUGGCGUAUAGAAAGUGUCGGUCUGAGACCUCUACUGAAGUGCUUCGUGUGCUUUUGUUUGCAGAAUCCGCUGUCUACAUUCGAAAUAAUUUAAUUUAAUUAGGUGAUGCAUUGGUGUUGAUACUGCGAAUUAGUGAUCAUUUUACUGCUCCUUCUUGCAUUUGAUUUUUUAGAUGUUGUGAGUGCAAGUGAGACGCUAAUAAAACACUCGCCAUUUCGUUUUCUCGACUCCAAUGUAUCACCUUAUAUGACUUAUUGAGUGAGUCUCUAUAUUUUGUUUUGUAAUAGAACAAUGCGGCGGCCACGAAAGCACAUCACGGUAUGAUUCGGGAACAAAUCUUAACGCUCGCUUGUAAUGUAAGAGUAACCACUAACUAAUCAAUCCAGUGUUAAUCAUAAGGCCUAGCAUGGCGCACGGGAUAAGUGACAAGUGUUUAUGGUGCGCUCCCUCGCUAGGCCAUGCAAUGGGGGAGAGCUAGCUACGAAGCAAGGCUUAUGCACCCCAUGCUAGACCCACUGUAGUUGGUAAAAGAUAACCUUAAAACUUUGCUCACUUUAUUUUCAUUCAGGGUUCAUUGUACUUCGAAAUUGUGGUUAGUGGAGAUCUCAUUAGGGCUCACCUUUGUCUGUCCGACGUUAGUGUUGGGUGUUUUUAUGCACUGCGCUUUCGUAUUUUCCUGCAACUGAAUAUUCCCGUUGGCUGUUAUACUUUAUUUCACACAAAGCCACCACCUGACAGGAUCCCUGUUGUAUGCUAUUAAGAAUCACAAUGGCUUUGACACUGUGGAUCUUAAUUGUGAAAUGCGGUAUAGAGAUUAUUUAGUGCGAUAUGUGAUUAUUUCAGCAGUGUUGUUCCUUCGGGUCUGUUGAUGUAUAUAGCGAUGGACGCGGUCCCUUUUAAAAUUCAAAGUGGCGUCUGCCAACAACCAAUCAGAGAGCGCCAGUGGCGACGCCGACGUCUAGCAAUAAGUACUGAGGUCCCGCGAUCCUGUACAUUAGUAUUAUUUAUUUAUUUAGAGCUUAAGAAAUGAUAACUAUCACAAUGUGACUUGCGUCGAUACGUCUUACAUUUAUUCAUAAUUAUUGUUGACUAAACUGAAGACUUUAAGCUUGAUAAAUAUGAUAUAGUGUUGAUGCAAGUGAUUUUGUGACAUAAAUGUUAUUUAAGCGGAAUAUUUUAGUGAGAUUGAUCACUGACCUUGAGCUUUUUAUAUUUACACACCGACUGACACCCUGUAUAACGCUGAAUACUUUAGAAACGUGUCAUUCCAAUAUUUGUGAAUAUAUUUUUAUUUAUAUCGAUUUUCUAUCAAGAUUUUGGGCAAUAUUUUAAUUUUUUAAUAAUAAGUAAUUUGGCCUUCGAUUUUCCUAAAAAAUGCUUGUAAUAUAUCUUUGUAUGUAAUUUUGAGAUUGGGUGAAUCAAUUAAUAUGUAACUUUUAAAGUAAAUAAUGUUUUAUUUUGCUACAAACAAGCGUAUGUUUUCCAUAGACAAGGCUAUUCUAUAUUGCACCUACUUGAUAAGCACAGAGUUUACUUGCUUUUACAACAUAUCCUUAAUAUAUAAUUGAACUGCCAGACUUAAAUUAUAAUUAUGAUGCAACAAUAUACAUAUUUCUUAUGGUUGUAAAUUUGAAAAAUGACUUGUAAAGAUAAUAAUUUAUACUUAUUGAUAUUAUAGCCUUGUGUGUGCAAUAUUAAGAAUAUCGUAAGUUGCGCACGCUUCGCAUUUGACCCAGUGUUUUAUGCCUUAAAUAAAUGAUGGAGGCUUAAACCUUUGUGUCCAGGAUAAUGUCAACUCUAUGUUUAUUUACUUAAGGCAUAAACUCGUGUGAGCGUCUGCAACUAGGUCUUGUAAAUACUUGUACCUCACGCUAGUUAUAUUUUUAAUAAAACCUUUAAAACUA